AGCCUCACUUAGAGUUUAACCUUUUCUGGAAACCGAAAUGGCCCUUCAACCUCAAAACUCCCUUACCUCCCAUAAUAGGGUGAACUUUCAAGAUACCAUUGCACCUAGGGCUGCUUUUCAGGACAACCGUGCACCUCAGAAUGCUGGCCUUGUACCGCAAAAUGCCGGCCCUGUACCUCAGAUUACUGCCCCUGCACCUCAUAUAGCUCCUGAACCUCAAAGUGCCCUUAUGCAUCAAAAUAAGCCGUCCGCCCGUGUCCUAGGCCGUGGAGGAGACAAUUACCUAGGAAGAGGAGGAGACAACUAUCUAGGCAGAGGAGGAGACAACUAUCGUACUACUCCAGCUACUCAUCAGCUCGGUAGAGAUCGUCGUCAUUCAGCAUCAUCAGAUGACAAUACCUUAUCCAACCAAAUUCUAUUCACUGAUAGAUCACAUGAACGCCCCUACGAUGUGCCUCUUCUUUCUGUCAAGCAGAUUCUCCAAACAAUCGAGGCCAUUCUGGCUCGUGCUAACAAACCAGUUGACCUCCACGGCACUGUAGUUCCUGGAGGUCUUGUACCUGCAACUGCACAUGUGGACACUUUGGAACAUGAGAAGGCCAUGCAUGCUAACCUGAGUAGCCUCCAUGACAGCAUCGAUGUUCCAACCGGCAUUCUGAAUGAAAUUUCUUGCGAGAUACUUAGCAAGUCACUAUCAGGGGCAGACGCAAACAAGACCACCAUGGACAUUUUAGAGAGGGUCCAGCACUACGAUUGGGAUGAAAAGCUGGUGCUUGCCUUGGCAUCUUUUGCAAUCAAAGAUGGUGAAUUUUGGCUUGUGGCUCAGCUUUUCACCACCAACGCACUGGCCAAAGCCAUUGGACAGCUGAAGCAAAUGCAAGAGAUACUAGAACGAUCAGGGACUAGCUUGAAACCAAAGUUUGACGCGUACAACACUCUGGUUAAUGCCGUGCUUAAGGUGACCAAGAUCAUUGUUCACUUGCAGGACCUUAACCACGACCCCCACUUGACCCCUGAAAUCAAAGCUACAUCUCCCACUAAUCAUAUCCCCACUGCUGUUUACUGGACUAUCCGGAGUAUAGUCAUUCUUGCAUCUCAACUUUUAGGGAUCACCGGCUCCGAUCCAGAGUACGUAACAGAGGCAUGGGAACUUGCAUCCUUGGCACACAAGCUCGAAAACAUAUACAACCAUCUUGAGGAGAACCUAACUAGACUGAAUCUACUCAUUCAGAAGUUCAGAGAUGAAGAAGCAUUCAAUGCAAUUGCACGAAUCUUAGAAUCCCCACAUAUUGAUAACUCCAAGCCUCUGAGGGUUUUGUUUUACAAGGAUGACCAACCUGCACUCUUUGAUGGCUACAACAAGAAGAGGGUGGACAUUGAUGUGCUAAGGAGGAAGGUGGUGAUACUGAUGAUUUCAGACCUGGAAAUCGCCCAGGAAAACGAGUACCUAAUUGCUCAACAAAUGCACGCAGAGAAACGUCAAUUCCCAACAAGGCCAGAGAGCCAGUAUGAGAUUGUCUGGGUUCCCAUUGUAGACAAUUGGACUGACGCUAAGCAGCGGCAGUUUGAGGAACUUAGAAGUGGCAUGGAAUGGUACACUGUGUAUCACCCUUCGGUGGUGUCUCCCAUUGUGGUAAAGUACAUCAAGCACCAGAAGAAAUGGAACUUUGUGAAGAAGCCUCUGCUUGUGGUUAUGGACCCUCAAGGCAAAAUAGUGCACACAAAUGCUGUUCACAUGAUGUGUGUUUUCGGAAGUGCAGCAUACCCAUUCACAAGCACCAGAGAGAGAUUGCUCUGGGAAGAAGAGACAUGGAGGAUUGAGCUUUUAGCAGAUGCUAUUGAUCAAACCUUACUCAACUGGAUUUCAGAAAAGAAGUACAUUUGCCUGUAUGGUGGGGAAGACAUCAACUGGAUCCGAAACUUCACAAGGGCUGCAAAAGAUGUGGCAUUGGACGCUGGUAUCCAGCUAGAGUUGCUCUAUCUAGGCAAAAGCAAGCAGAAGGAGCGAGUGGCCGCAGACAUCAUCCGCGCCAUUAAGGAGGAGAAGCUAAGCCACACCAUCGACUGGAACCUCAUUUGGUUCUUCUGGGUUCGUAUUGAGAGCAUGUGGCAGUCCAAAGGGCAGCUUCUGAGUGAGCUCUCCAGGGCAAACUUCAGGGAUGAUAACAUAAGAAAUGACAUCAUAAUGCAGGGGAUCGUGUCGCUGCUGAGCUUUGGUUCUAGUGACCGGGGGUGGGCUGUGAUCGGGGUUCCUUCAGCAGAGAUGUCUAAGGCUAAUGGGGAUCACAUGUUGAAGAGCAUGAACGACUUCAAGAUAUGGAAGCCUAGGCACAACGAGAUAGGCUUCACCAGUGCACUGAAUGAAUAUCUUACUGGGGUGCACAAGAGCGCGCCUCAUCACUGCACCAGUCUCAUACUGCCUGCCACCGGCGUCAUGCCUGAGACCGUGGCCUGUGCUGAAUGUGGUCGUCUCAUGGAGAGGUACGCCAUGUUCCGCUGCUGCACUGAUUGAGUUUGAUCAUCAACAACACCCGCCAUGCUUCAUUCUAAAGGUGCAUUGGUUGAAUUUUUAUCAUAACUUAGCAGCUGCUUCUACUAUAGUACUAUGAAAAUAAAUUCGACAUCUGAAGGUCCUUAUCUCUUGUGGUUAAGGAGCCAAAGUCAAGUGUGUUUUUGCUUAUUGUUACAAUUCCAUAUUUACAUGGACAAAUAAAAUUUCAUUAUUUGUUUUUCCUUUUGGAUAAA
Argentina anserina (silverweed cinquefoil) is the source of this 2745-nucleotide messenger RNA. Its product is annotated as protein SIEVE ELEMENT OCCLUSION B-like. The transcript is spliced from 7 exons. The record is from RefSeq and is a predicted model, not a curated record. The coding region runs from base 38 to 2512 and encodes 824 amino acids. NCBI's taxonomy places the organism in Eukaryota, Viridiplantae, Streptophyta, Magnoliopsida, Rosales, Rosaceae. Gene Ontology annotation, biological process: phloem development.